AGCGAGUUGGUGUUUCUAGGCCAGUUGCUAGCACUACGAAAUCAAUCACUCUUCUCUCCUUUCUCCAUAUGCAAAUAUUCUACUAGCUUCCAUGGGAAUACCUUCUUUCUUCAGCUGGCUCAUCGGUAAGUACCCAAACAUUGUCACCCCCACCAUCGCCGCCUGGAAGGAGGACGAUGAUGAUGAAGAAGAGGAAGAAGAAGACGAGGAGGGGGAGGGAGGUGAAGAGGAUGAAGAAGAAGAAGAAGAAGACAAGGAGGGGGAAGAAGAAGAUGAUGACUGCAUCUUCGACAACCUCUACCUUGACAUGAAUGAGAUCAUCUAUAAAUGCUUCCGCAUGAAUAACGGAUUGGUAUACCAUUGGUUCUUUGAUUACAUGGAUCGCUUGUUUCUCAUGGUCAGGCCGAGGAAACUCCUUUACUUGGCAGUAGAUGGUGUUGCCCCUAUGGCCAAGAUGAACAAGCUGCGCCAAGCGUACUUCAAAUCUGCCAAGCAUGCCACAGAUGCAGAGGCUGAAGCAAUUCUCUUGACAGAGAUAUUCAGAGCCAAAGGGAAAGAGGUCCUGCCUCGAGACAAGUACGAGCUUGAGGAUCAUACUGUCAAGAUGCCAGGGACAGAAUUCAUGGAGAAGAUAUCAGUGCUGCUGGAGUACUAUAUCCGUAAACGGUUGAAUACCGACCCCAAGUGGAAAGACAUCAAGGUAAUACUCUCUGAUGCAAAUGUUCCUGGAGAAGCGGAGCACAAGAUCAUGUCUUUCAUUCGCGCACAACGGAGCAUGGAAAACUAUGAUCCGAACACUUAUCAUUGUCUGUAUGGGCAUGAUGCGGAUCUGAUAAUGCUAGCUUUGGCAUCUCACGAAGUACACAUGUCAAUUUUGAGAGAGGUCGGUAAUUCAAGCAAGAUACCUGCGAGACUGUAUCAGUAUGUGGACAUGUGGGUUCUGAGAGAGUACUUGGAGCUUGAAAUGAAGACACCAGAUUGCAAACAAGAUACUGAGAGACUAAUAGAUGACUUUAUCUUCAUUUGUUUCUUCAUGGGAAAUGAUUUCAUUCCACGGAUUCCUUCACUAGAGAUAAAUGAAUUUGGAGUUGAUCUUCUCAUUGAAGUGUACAAAACAACCUUCAACAAAAUGGGGGGCUAUAUUGUCAACACAGACAAAAUCAAAGAUAACCAUGGUGCGUAUCUGCAAGUCUCAAGAUUAGAGAAGUUCUUUGAUGAACUGUCCUUGUGCGAAGAGAAAAUUUUACUGAAAAGAUAUGAACUGAGAGAGCACUUAUUGUGCAAGAUACAACGUGAAGCUGCGGAAACAGAAUGGAAUGAAAGAAGCUCUGACAGUUUGGAAGAAAGCCCCGAUGGUUCAUACUCGACGUGCAUGCUGUUUUUGAAGCAAGGAAGUGCUCGUACUUUCAGUGGGACUAAUGUCAUAAAGAAUACCAGGGAGCUGUGGAGAACUGCGAGAACUGUUUGCCAUAAUAAGGGCGACCUUUUUAGAAAAAGAGCCUGCACACAAGACAGGCUAAGACCAGGAUGGAAAUCACGGUUCUGCAAAGAGAAAUUUGGUGCCGAAACUUCUAAUGAAGCUGGAUGGCUGCAGCCUGAAAUGGUGCAGAAGUAUUUAGAAGGAUUAUGUUGGAUGCUUCGAUGCUAUUUUUCUGAAGUUCCUUCAUGGACUUGGUGCUACCCAUUCUAUUAUUCUCCUUUGGCAUGUGAUUUCAAAUGUCUGUCUCAAUUCAAGGUAUCCUUCACCGUGGACAAACCACUAAGACCAUUUGAUCAGCUCAUGGCAAUUUUGCCUCCAGAAAAACAUGUUUUGUCAUGUGCCCUUCCAGCAUGUUACAUCAAAUUAAUAGACUGUGAAGAAUCUACAAUACGAAUAUUCUAUCCAUCAGAGUUUGAGAUGGAUGCAGAUGGGAAACGUUUCUUGUCGCAAGGUGUUGCGAAGUUGCCAUUCGUGGAUAAGGAAUUGCUGCUUUCCGCUACCAAAACGGUAGAGAAAGAACUCACGGAGGAUGAGAUGAGAAGGAAUAAUAUCCGGCAAGAGAGGAUCUUCCUAAGGUGCUCACACAGUUUGGCCAAUCACGCAGCAUUCGUGCCAACAUCCGAAUCUCCACAGAAAAGGCUCCCGAUAUGCACUAGCGAAAUCGGAGGAUGGUUCUCACCUGAAGAGGAGUUUCAAACAUUCGCGUCAAGAAGAGAUCAGGUUAAUUGCUCUUACAUUUGGCCAAUCGAUCCAGACAUGUCGGUAUCAGCAAUGUUCUUCAACCCUGAGGCAGUGAAGCCAAUCUCGAGACUACUUGAGGGUGUCAUCGUACCUGAUAAGACAGUAACUGAGGCCGACAUUCGGAAGAGGCCGUUGUGGCACACCUACCCGGGUCCAAGACUACCGACAGUCGCUCACAGACCAGAGACCAUGGGCCAGUGGAAGGCGAUGCCGAGGGAAGAGCACAAGCCCGGUGGAGAAGGGUGGCUGGGCAGGGGGAGGGGAGGCACCGCUGCCGUCGCCGAGGCACAGCAGAUCGGGAGCAACAGCAGCUACGGGCGUGCGAGAGGGGGCGGCUAUGGGAGGGGUUCGCGGGGUGUGGACAUGGCGCAGAGCCCUCGGUUGGACAGCGGUGGUGAGUGCGUCUCCAGAGCGGGACGGGCUUGGGCAGGAGGAGUAGGCGGGCCGCCGGCGCUGCAGAGGCAGCAGACGGAGGGGCGGCAGGUUGGGUUGUGGGCGAGAGGAGGCGGCAACCCCAUGCGACGUACAGCUGAUUGAUCAAAGCUAGUACAGCUGAUGUUCCCAUCACUUCACCGAUUCAAAAUAUCGCUACUUUAUCUAACGGAUUUGCUUGAAAUCAGCCGUC
This is a messenger RNA of Lolium rigidum, 2846 nucleotides long. Its product is annotated as 5'-3' exoribonuclease 3-like. The transcript has 21 exons. Lineage: Eukaryota; Viridiplantae; Streptophyta; Magnoliopsida; Poales; Poaceae. Bases 92 to 2758 code for a protein of 888 amino acids. The record is from RefSeq and is a predicted model, not a curated record. Gene Ontology annotation, cellular component: nucleus. Gene Ontology annotation, molecular function: 5'-3' RNA exonuclease activity; RNA binding. Gene Ontology annotation, biological process: nuclear-transcribed mRNA catabolic process.